Messenger RNA from Knipowitschia caucasica, 561 nucleotides. The record is from the annotation of a GenBank genome assembly. Lineage: Eukaryota; Metazoa; Chordata; Actinopteri; Gobiiformes; Gobiidae.
AUGGGUCCACCAGGAAACCCUGGAUCCAGAGGUCACGAUGGUCUUCCAGGCCCCGUUGGCCCCCCCGGCCCUCCCGGACCCCCAGGGGAGAUGAUUUACCACCAUGAGAAGGCCAUGCCCAUCAAGUCUCAUGAGGUGGUCAUGCCCCACGAGAUGAUGAAGGCCCCCAUGUCUGCCUUCAGCGCGGUGCUCACUCACGCCUACCCCGCGGCUCAGGUCCCCAUCCAGUUCAACCAGGUCCUGUACAACGGCGAGCAGCACUACGACGAGCACAGCGGCGUCUUCACCUGCCAAGUGUCCGGUCUCUACUACUUCAGCUACCACAUGCACGUGAACGGCGCCAACGCUCUGGUGGCUCUGUACAAGAACGACGAGCCUCAGGUCUUCAGCUACGACGAGUACAACAAGGGUUUCCUGGACCAGAUGUCCGGCAGCGCGGUGCUGAUGCUGCAGCCCGGAGACCGCGUCUACAUCCAGGUCCCAGACGAGGAGAGCAACGGCAUCUUCGCCGCCGACAACGUCCACUGUGUUUUCUCUGGCUUCCUGAUCGCCUCCACGUGA